Symbiodinium sp. CCMP2456 is the source of this 489-nucleotide messenger RNA. The record is from the annotation of a GenBank genome assembly. Lineage: Eukaryota; Dinophyceae; Suessiales; Symbiodiniaceae.
AUGGAUACUCCAGGCCUCAACGAGAGCUAUGAACGAGAUCUUCCGAACAUGAUCGAAGUGGUGAAGUCGGCACACCGGCUUGAUCGUGUACAUGCAGUGAUUUUGGUCAUGAAGGUAGAUUCUCGAAUGGAUCAGACGUACAAAGACACUGUCCUGUACUACCAGAAGUUGCUAACGCCAAAGGUCUUCAAUGCGAACCUGAUCAUUGUUUUGUCUGGCUACAAACCACGGGACAUGAAGUACCGGAUUAAGCCCCAACUGCCCCAGCAAAUCUUUGAUCAGAGCGCAGCUGAUGUCAAAAAGCUUUUAGGAUUGUCGAAGGAUCCCAUGGUGCAUGGCCUCAACUCCAUGCCCGAGACGGAGGAGGAUCUAGACGAGUCAAGCAGAGCUCGCAACAGAAUCUUACGAUCUGCUGCCGCGAACUUGGCUCCACCUCGACUGCGCGGCUUCAAAGUUCCAAGACACAUGCUGCAGAGAGGCUGCACAUGA